Molecule: messenger RNA, 3535 nt
Organism: Acanthaster planci (crown-of-thorns starfish)
Lineage: Eukaryota; Metazoa; Echinodermata; Asteroidea; Valvatida; Acanthasteridae
Product: ankyrin repeat and SOCS box protein 1-like
Biological process (GO): positive regulation of protein catabolic process; intracellular signal transduction; protein ubiquitination
Molecular function (GO): protein binding
Source: RefSeq, a predicted model, not a curated record
CUAGAUGCGCAAAAGGUACGCUGUGGAACCGGCUACGUUUGUCAGUGGAAGAAGAAAAAAUUCCAUGUUUCUUCUAAACAUGAUGAUGUAAGCCAGGACUCAUUGUGGUACAGUGCAUGUGUGAUGGAUUGAAGAUGGUAUAGUUUGGAAUACUUCAAAGUUCCGAGAUUGAAAGCAAUUUGUGAUGGUGCGACAACAUCAGUUCUGCUUUGACACAGUGUCCAACUCACCCAUGCACCAGGCAGCCUUCAAUGGUGACCUGAAGUCCCUCCAUGAGCUCCUUCGUACCCCUGACAACCACAAGAUUAUCAACCUCAAGAACCACCUGGGUUGCACCCCGCUGCGACUAGCGGCGACAACGGGCAGCCGGCCCUGCGUGGAGCUGCUUGUGGCCCAUGGCGCUGACGUCAACCUGACAGACAUCAAAGGCCAGACACCGCUGUUCGUUGCUGUCAAGAACAACCACCCCAGUUGCGUGCAGGCGCUGGUGUCUUAUGGCGCCAACCCGAAUGGCAGUCCCAACUGUCUAAGCAGUCCUCUGUUCAUUGCAGCGAUGCAGGGUCUCCACGAGUGCCUGCAGGUGCUCGUGCAAGCCGGGGCGGACGUCAACUGCUCCUUAUUAGCGGGGCCAUACAUCCCGGCGACAAACACCCCCUUACACAUCAGCUUCACCUACAGGCACCGGCAAUGCUUCCGAGCUCUGCUCGUCGCUGGCGCCGAUCCCGAUUGCGGACUGACGAGGAAGCACUUGGAAGGCAGGCCCUCCCUGCUGGAUGCGGCCAUCCAGUGGGGCGACAUUUACUUCAUCAAGCUUCUGGUUGAGUUUGGCGGCACGAGGACAAAGAACAACAGACAAUUGAACAGGAAGAUUGGUGGGGAGUCGGCGACCGAAAAGGAACUAGAGGUUCAGGCUUAUUUAAGUGUACCUCUGAGUUUGCUGUCAUUGUGCCGUUUGUCGGUACGGAAUAGCCUUGGAGCGAAGCGACUUUCAUCAGCCUCGGAAUUGCCCCUGCCAACCUACCUGAAGAAGUACCUUCAGUUCCUCGUGUAAGGAGCCUUCAAUCAAUCGAAAAAGUUCAACUCAUCUGAUCUCUGUUUUACUCUUGGGCCAGUUUUCUGGAUCUCAGCUUGUGUCUUGGCUUCUGUGCGCACCUGUUGCCCAAAAUGCGUUUUCAAGUAUUAAGUCCAAACAAUAAUCUACACGUACUUCAAACUUCAAAAGCCAGUUUGAGUGUUCCCUAGUCUUGGUCCAAGAUGCUAGUGCUCAACAACAGAUCAUGCAUAGUGCACCUUCUAACAACCCAAUAAUUAGACCAGGGUGCUUGCUUGCACGAAUGUCUUGGGAAUCUCAUAGUAGCUGUUUAACUUUUUCUGUAUUUUCUCUCUGAGCUUUCUGGGGAACCCAUCAGCAAUCACAAAAUGGUUUGUCAGUCGCACGACGGUUGCCAAGGUACACACCAUGUGCAGAAUUCAGCUGUGAUGUGUGGUGAUCAAGCAUUCUGAUUUGAUAAGCAACACAGAGAUCCAACCCCCCGGAACAACCACUGAUAUCGAAUUGGGAGGUCACUGUUUUUUUGAAUAAUGAUACUGCUGUUUACACCAGCAGUUUUAAAUAAUUUACAUAAAAUGACCUCACCCCCAUUUCUUUGAGAUUCCCAUGACAUUAGGGAACAUGCAGAGUACUUUAUGAGAGUGACAAACAUUACUACGGAUCACUAAGGUCUUUUGCCAAGACCAAGGUUCCCGUCCGUUGCAGAAAAAUGAAGCUGCAGUGAGCAGCAAGUUUACAACUUAAUUCAUAAAACUGAAAUCCUGAGUUGGAGAGGGAGAAAAAGUUUUAGAAAAACAUUUGAGAUGAUGGGAAUUGACACACUGUACUUGUCACAAUUUGGGAUACCUGUGCUACAAAACAGUCUCAGGUUUUUUACUGACGACUGCAUAUUGUAGUCUUUCGUGAUAAUCGCUUUCCCAUAUAGAGUACCAUUACAAAUGAAACUUGAAAGACUGGAUAACUAUAGCUGCUCCGAUCCCUCACACCCUCGCUCUUCUAUUAAGCUGCACAGUGUCCCGGUAUACAGGUCGAGUUGUGACAUGAGGGUUUCGUGUCAGUGCGCGAUGCCAUUUUGUUUCCAUAAUGGGUUGUCUUGACUGGAGCUGCAUGAAACAUAAGUGGCUGUAAGUUGAAUUACAUUGAGAUGACAUAAAAAGGACUUACAUUUACUAGAGUUGGGCAGUUGCUUGAUUCGAGUGUAAACAAGCAUGUGGACUUGGGGAGCAAAAAUGCCUUCCAAUUCGAAGUGGUCACAACUCUCCCUAUAUACAGUGUGCAAUAAUGUAUCCUAAUAUUUUUUUAUUUGGGAGGAAAUUUGAAGGGAAAUUGAUAACCUACUAAAUCUCGGGUAUCUCCAGAUAAGCAGCAAUGUUCAAUAAGAUUUUACCAUGGUGUCAUUUCGAUUCAAAACCAACAUUAUGCAUGUUGUUAUACAUUUUCUAAUAAGAGUUUUUAGGGUUUAUGAACAUGUACAAAAAGUUAAGCUUUAGUAAUAUCAAUUUCAGUAAAAUCCUUUAUGUUGCCUGAUUCCUAAACUACAAAGAUUUUUCUUUUUUAAAAAAGUGAUAUCUUUAACCCUAACAAUCCUCAGUCCUCCAAAAGGUGAAGGAUUGAGGAGUUUUAGGGUUAAGGUUUUGAGGUUUUAAGGUCAUUCAUAUUUUACCAGUCACUGUUUAUUGCCAUAGAUCCACUCUUUUCUUUCUGUGCUUGUCCCCUUGAGACAGGUGCAAGAGGUAGAUAUUAAUGCACAUGUAUGUAGUAAUCAUCGUGAUCAUAAACUAGAAAUGAUCAAAAUGUUCACAGCUUGUGGAGUCCAUAGUGAGACAAUAUCUUCCCAAGAUUCACAUCUCACCAGCACAAAUGAGUUUCAUCGGUGUACUUUGAAUCUACAUGCAUCAGUUCAUUUUUAAUGUUACACACCCAAUUUCAUGCAACAAUAUUUUAUGCUUCUGUAGCAUUCAUUAAGUUAAAUAAGCACAUGCAUGUAGAUGUAGGCAUUCAACAUUUUGUUCCUGAAUGAUUUCCCACUAAUCUGCAGGUUGUGUGAAUCCCACCCGACUUGAACAGUCCAUUCAGGCGCAAGUAGUAAUUCUUCGGGUCAAAUAUUGGUUAGCAGAAACCUGUACAAGGAAACAUCUGCCCAUUUCAGCCAUGUAAACUAAACAGGAAUAAGGCAAAACAAAUGAGGAUUUGCAACUAGCAUAGCAACGGACACUUCCCUUCACAGAUAUUAAGAUUAUUUGGGGCAUGCCUUCAUCCACGCUCAGGCCUGUAAAAAUUAAUUUUAAUAAAUUAAAAGAAAAAAAAAAUCAACUCCACCACUGAAUCAGAUUUUACAGUUGCACUGGCAAUUUAUUUCCAUGAAGUCUGAAAUGACAUAAUUACACUAUGUACAUCCACCAUGACACUGCUAGCUUAUCUGUGUUUUCUUAAUAUACCCACAAGAAUAAACUUGUUCAGCUUUACUACGACUGUUUGUAAGAA